CUCCGGUACAAGUAGUAUUACGACCAACUUCAGCAGACAGUCCAUCGGCAGUAACAGAUCAGAGAGAUCGUCAUAAAAUGAACUGUUUUCUAUUCACACUUUUCUUCGUUGCCGCACCGCUCGCAACAGCCUCUUACGGCUCUUCUUCCGGUGGCGGUGGUGGUGGCUCAUCGUAUUUAUCCUCUGCCUCAUCGAACGGUCUCGAUGAAUUAGUACAGGCUGCUGCUGGUGGUGCACAACAAGCUGGCGGUACCAUUACGCCCGCUAAUGCUGAAAUACCCGUCUCACCCGCCGAGGUGGCUCGCCUCAAUCAAGUGCAAGCUCAAUUGCAGGCACUCAACUCCAACCCAGUUUAUCGCAAUUUGAAGAACUCUGAUGCCAUUGCCGAAUCUUUGGCCGAAUCCAGCUUGGCUUCGAAAAUCCGCCAGGGUAACAUCAAUAUUGUUGCGCCCAAUGUAAUCGAUCAGGGAGUUUACCGUUCACUCUUGGUGCCAUCUGGCCAAAACAACCAUCAAGUGAUCGCAACACAACCUCUGCCACCAAUCAUUGUCAACCAGCCAGCUUUGCCACCCACUCAAAUUGGUGGUGGACCAGCUGCUGUGGUCAAGGCUGCGCCUGUCAUCUACAAGAUCAAACCAUCUGUAAUCUAUCAACAAGAAGUGAUCAACAAAGUGCCUACUCCACUCAGUUUGAACCCAGUUUACGUUAAGGUUUACAAACCAGGCAAGAAGAUCGAUGCUCCUUUGGUACCUGGUGUACAACAGAACUACCAGGCUCCUUCAUAUGGUGGCUCAUCAUACUCCGCACCAGCUGCUUCUUAUGAACCAGCACCCGCACCAUCUUACAGUGCUGCUCCUGCUCAAUCUUACAAUGCAGCGCCUGCUCCAUCUUAUAGUGCUGCUCCUGCUGCUUCUUAUGGCGCUGCUCCUUCUGCAUCUUAUGACGCUGCGCCUGCUGCUUCUUAUGGCGCUGAAUCAUCCUACGGUUCGCCUCAAAGCAGCAGCAGCUAUGGCAGCGCUCCACCAGCAUCGGGCUACUAAAUUUAGUGUAGCUACUUGCAAAAGCAUAGCAUAGUAUUUUUUCAGUAAAUUUUUUUUUUACAUGUUUUGUACAAACAUUUGUCCUCUUAGACAAAGAAAAAAUAAAAACAAAUUUUUCGCACCAGAA
Molecule: messenger RNA, 1167 nt
Organism: Ceratitis capitata (Mediterranean fruit fly)
Lineage: Eukaryota; Metazoa; Arthropoda; Insecta; Diptera; Tephritidae
Gene: Cp36
Product: chorion protein S36-like
Exons: 2
Coding region: 78-1040 (320 amino acids)
Source: RefSeq, a predicted model, not a curated record